UGUUACUGUUGUCACAACAGUGUUCCCGUUGUUACAACAGAGUUAACGUUCUAACAGUGUUACCGUUGUUUCAGACAUGACGGCUCACCCUACAAGACGCCCAUCUCGCCGCCCCAUGGCCUCGCGGGCGGGCGCGGGCGGGUACCCGGCCUACCCCGGGGCUGGCGACGCCCACGUGGGCGGCGGAGGGGGCGGCGGAGGCGGUGUGGGCGGCCGCUACAUGCAACAACCGCCCUUCGUGCCCUAUCCAAGAGAAACCCAUUAUGGCCGCCCAGCGGCCGACGAACUGGGCUGUGGUUCGUACGUCAGCUUGCGUGCCACCAGCAGUAACAGCCUGGUUGUUCUAACCCUGAUCCACCAUGAGGCCUGGUCUCAGACUGGGCCACAGAGGCAUUGACCCCCCAAAACCCUUUCCAGGUAAACUGCAAGUAAACCUUCUGGAACGGAUUACAGCCAAUAACUGAAGGUCCACUGUAGUAGGCUGUACAGAAACAAAGGAUUUUUCUCUUAUGUUGCUGCAGCACUGUUUUGCAUAUUAGUGCCACCUUUAGAGGCUCUGUGGUGCCACUCCCUAAAUGGUGUCACCCGGGGUGCCCCCCCCCCCUUCCUUACGACACCACUGCCAGUGGGUCUGAUAUGCUUUCACAAAUGCACUAAUAUUAUUUACACCAUUUUUACAAUAAUGCAGUAGUCUGCAUACCAGUAAAUCUUCUAUUUUUUGUGUGAAUAAAAAUUCAAAAUGAUAAGCAAGUGUAAUAUAAGAGGGACCAGGAGAUGUGACUAAUGAACAGAGAAAAUGUUAUUUUAGUGCCAGGAAUGUCUGCACUAUUUAUUCUGGACCCUGUUUUGAAAUUGACCUUACUUGAAUUGUGUGUGAAAUUGACCAAAUUACCAAUUCUGAUCACUAUAUUGGGUAGUUUAAAUCAGUAAAUGGGCAGUUUAUUGUACACAAUUGACAAAACAAAUGGAGCUCUAGUGUAAUAGCUAUGAGUUUGGUUAACUGGAACAGUGGAAUUGCCUGAAAAUAGGGCUCAAAGUGGGCAAUAUCGGCGAUGUGCAAAUAUUGCCCAGAGUACUAACUUUGCGAGAGAGUAAUUCGGUAAGUUUUCCACCUUUUUUUUUUUUUUUG
Molecule: messenger RNA, 1129 nt
Organism: Cherax quadricarinatus
Lineage: Eukaryota; Metazoa; Arthropoda; Malacostraca; Decapoda; Parastacidae
Source: RefSeq, a predicted model, not a curated record